Molecule: messenger RNA, 612 nt
Organism: Microthlaspi erraticum
Lineage: Eukaryota; Viridiplantae; Streptophyta; Magnoliopsida; Brassicales; Brassicaceae
Source: the annotation of a GenBank genome assembly
AUGAGCAACGAGUACGAUUAUCUGUUCAAGCUUUUGCUGAUCGGUGACUCCUCCGUUGGAAAAUCGUGCCUGCUUCUUCGAUUCGCUGAUGAUGCGUACAUUGACAGUUACAUAAGUACCAUCGGUGUUGACUUCAAAAUCAGGACGAUUGAGCAGGAUGGGAAGACUAUUAAGCUGCAAAUCUGGGAUACUGCUGGGCAGGAGCGUUUCAGGACCAUCACUAGCAGCUACUACAGAGGAGCUCAUGGAAUCAUCAUUGUGUAUGACUGUACUGAGAUGGAAAGCUUCAACAACGUGAAGCAGUGGUUGAGUGAGAUUGAUAGAUAUGCUAAUGAUACUGUUUGCAAGCUUCUUAUCGGUAACAAGAAUGAUAUGGUUGAAAGUAAAGUUGUUUCCACCGAAACUGGAAAGGCCUUAGCGGAUGAGCUUGGAAUUCCCUUUCUCGAAACCAGUGCUAAGGAUUCUAUCAACGUCGAACAAGCAUUCUUAACUAUUGCCGGCGAGAUCAAGAAGAGAAUGGGAAGCCAGCCGAAUACAAACAAGACUACUGGAACUGUGCAAAUGAAAGGUCAGCCAAUCCCACAGAACAAUGGCGGUUGCUGCGGUCAGUAG